AUGUCCUAUGCAUUCAACAACUUUGAUCUCAUCCAGUCCCACUUCACUCAUGUUGAUGAAGGCUCCAACAUGCAGAUGAUGUCAGUAGGUAGUCAGGAUGACUACAUCAAGUGUGGGUGUGGCACUGUCAUUGGUGCUUAUGACAACACCCUGGAGGAGGUGAGCCCUGUUGGGAUAGGGCAUGUUUGGCAGCAUGAGGAGCCAUGCAACAACAAGUUUGUUGGAGAGGAAACUGCAUGCUGUGGAAAUCAUGGCAGUGAUGUGCCAACAGCUAUGGGACCUGCAAGUGUGGGUCAAGUUCAGGAAUGGGACAUAUACAGCAUUGUCCCCCAGGGCUGCAGUUAUCCCCAGCUUGGGGUUGAUGAGGUUCAUGGCAGUGAGGCUGGCAAAAAGGCAGGAGAACCUUCGUGCGCAGAUAUGGCACACAAUUGGGUUCCCCCAACCCCAAGUAGUCCCCCAAACCCCUGCUCCUCAUCAUCCUCCAGUUGGUGGGUGGAUCUCUCCACUCUUGGAUUGCCCUCCCCUGCUUUGGAUGCCUGGCAUAUUCCCAGCCCAGAGGUUACUGAAAUGAACCCCCCCCCCCCCCCCACUGUCGCUGUCGAAGCAGAUCAAACAGGAGAGCCUGGAGCCACUGGCAUUGAGAUUCAAGUCUCCCCCCCUCCCCCCUUGUCAUCUGGGACUUUGGAGUCAGACGGCCUCGACCCAUGGCACAUCGAGCUGUGUGACCUGCUCGAGGCCUAUGUCCAGCGGUCAGCAUAUCACCUGGCCACCAAGUCGUUCUGUCCCGCAGUCGUCAAACCCAGAGUAGAUGGAGAUACACAGCCCCAAGUGCUCCUGAAAGUGCUUGGCAAAGUGGUGGCAGUGUUGGCCCAUCCUUGUUGGGGUUCAGGAGGGUGGCUGGAGGAAAGUGGUCGGUUCCCAUAG
Messenger RNA from Pisolithus orientalis, 924 nucleotides. RefSeq lists its product as uncharacterized. The record is from RefSeq and is a predicted model, not a curated record. Bases 1 to 924 code for a protein of 307 amino acids. NCBI's taxonomy places the organism in Eukaryota, Fungi, Basidiomycota, Agaricomycetes, Boletales, Pisolithaceae. The transcript is spliced from 4 exons.